AAAUAUAACCUACACGGUGUUCCUGCACGGCGUGGUUUCUUUGUACGGUAUGUGAUGUGGGGUGUCUUUCCUAAAAAGGUUGCGGCCCUUUUGAAUGCAGACUAAAACCAACAUUUGCUCUUUUGUUUAUGCCGAAUUUUCUUGCAGCAUUUUCUUCGAUAUUUAUGAAAGACUUUCUUUGUUGCCUUUUUUUAACCCCAAAACGAAAACAAUGAAGCCUUAGAUUUUGCCAGGGGACCGCAUUAUCAUAAGAAACAAAGAUGGAUUUUUAUCUCCGUGGAGAGGGGGGUACCGGAUUGCAUUCUGCGUUUCCUAGCAUUUAUUAUUUUUGUAAAGCAGCAAUCAGGUAUAUUUUAAUAGCAGGGCUGGUCAAUUUGAACUAUUUUUAACAGAUGGUUGGCUCUCGGCAGUGGUCGACAUUAAAACCAGUAUUCUGGUAAUUUGCUGUUGGCAAGCGAAGUUGGACUUCAAUCGGAAGAUAAAUACAUCGUGUAUCUUUAUUUUCUGUUUAUUCUGAACCCUAGACGUAUAAUUGAGAGCUACUGGUGUUAUUUAAUUUUGAAAGGUCUGUAGUAUCCUAACAUAGAGCUGCCUCUGGUGUACGUGGCAUCCCUUGUGUCCUUUAAUGCCAGGAAUAAGGUUCUUAUGUUAUAAGUCAACUGUGUCAACAAAUCAGUUUUUGUGUCUCUAGCAUAAGGAGUUUCCUGGUCUGAUCAGAGGCCACAUUUAGUCUCAUUCAGAGCCACUGGGGACUGCAUAUAGGAAUAAACAAGGGGCUUUUAAAGCUGCGAUCCAAAAAUAUUACAGUAGAGAGGACUCCCAUUCACCCAUUGUUCUGGAUCAGUAGGGAUAGUGUGCUUCUUUAGGGGGAGCACCAAUAUCUCCAGGCUUGCUGUCAGGUACCGAUGCGAGGAAGGAUGGGUACUCAGGGCAGCCCCGUCAAGAGCUACGACUAUCUCCUCAAGUUCCUGCUGGUGGGAGACAGCGACGUGGGAAAAGGGGAGAUCUUGGGCAGUCUUCAAGACGGGUCGGCCGAGUCCCCAUAUGCCAACAGCAGCGGAAUUGACUACAAGACCACUACAAUCCUCCUGGAUGGGAGACGUGUCAAACUGGAACUCUGGGACACAUCAGGACAGGGUCGUUUCUGCACAAUCUUCAGGUCCUACUCCAGAGGGGCACAGGGAAUCCUGUUGGUUUAUGACAUCACUAACCGCUGGUCCUUUGACGGCAUUGACCGUUGGAUCCGCGAGAUAGACGAGCAUGCACCUGGAGUGCCACGGAUCCUGGUAGGAAACCGGCUUCACUUGGCAUUUAAACGUCAAGUGCCAACAGAGCAGGCACGUGCCUACGCAGAGAAGAAUGGCAUGACCUUCUUCGAGGUCAGCCCCCUCUGCAAUUUCAACGUCAUAGAAUCCUUCACGGAGCUCUCUCGUAUCGUCCUGAUGCGGCACGGCAUGGAGAAGUUCUGGAAACCCAAUAGAGUUUUCACCCUGCAGGACCUGUGCUGCCGAGCCAUCGUGUCAUGCACCCCGGUUCACCUCAUCGACAAGCUGCCGCUACCCGUAGCCAUCAAGAGCCACCUCAAGUCCUUCUCCAUGGCCAAUGGGAUGAACGCUGUAAUGAUGCAUGGUCGCUCCUACUCGCUUGCUAACGCGCCGGGGGGCAGCAAGGGGAACAGCCUGAAACGCUCCAAAUCCAUCAGGCCCCCCCAGAGCCCACCUCAGAACUGUGCCAGGAACAACUGCAAGAUCUCUUAGCAUGCGGGUGCAGACCAGAGCCAUCAGACCUCUGCAAGAUAGACUCUGGCCCCGUUUUAGGCAUGUUCAGAAUGCCCCCAGUCAUAAUGAACCCAGCCUCCGUGUUCCUCCCACAGACAUGAUAUGAAAUCCCUGCCCACUGGAAUUCCCAUGCUACCAAUCAGGAUUAAGACUCCACCAGCACCAAAGGCUCCAAUAAGACCCCAUCUCCCCAAUCGCCUUAAGAGUCCCCUUUAUCCAAUCAGGAAUUUGGGUAAUUCCUCUUUGACUCAGCCAGAAUGCACUGUGCCUGAAGUCUGACAGUGAAACUUUUUUUUUUUUUUUAUUAAAUUAUGCUAUUUUUUUUUCUUGGAGAAACUAGAGAGCUUUAUGAAUUUUUGCACUGAAAUUCCUCUGUGUGCUGCUUUGCUUUCUGCUGGUGUUUCCCUGGGAUGUUAAAGGGACCGUGCAUCACUUUUGGGGGUUGCUUACCUCAAAGAAUUGUUUAGCCCUCCAGACAAGGGGAGCUUAAGACUGAGAGGUUUAGGGGUUGCAUCAAAAAGCAUCAUCCCCUGGACUUUAAAAUUACAACAGCUUAAAAACAAAAGGCAUCAAUGUUUGUGUUUUGCCUGAGAAAUUCUCUUUUGUCACUUUGUCUAGCUCUCGCUCUCUCUGUUUCUGGAUUUCUGAGUGAUUCACACUUCAGACUUUCAUGAUUCUUAAUGAAUGCACUAGUCAUUAGUUUACACCAUUUGGACAAACUUUAACACAUCAUAGAAAAAAUGGAGCAUCACAACGUGUGUUAUUCAGAAGGCUAGGCAGGCAGGUUCUUUUCCUUUAAAUAUAUCUGGACAAUUUUAUAAAUGUUACAGUGGUCAAUCCCUGGAUUUUAAGCAAAUUAAGAAACUUUACAAAAAAAAAUUCCAUUCUCUAGUGCUGUCAGUCUCUUGCCUUUCACCAGGAGUAAUUCCUGUGCUGUACUUGGCUUGAGGAUGUAUGUACACAAAUUAGAGAAAUCUGAACCUAUCUGCUUUUCCAUGCUCAGAGAAAUCCACUGCAUGAAUCACUAAAAUUCUUACUGUAAUGAUUUCCAAAAUCUGGGUCCAAGUGAUACUUGAGUUUGUUGUAUUUGUAAUGGUUUUAGGACAGUCUUUAACCUAAACAAGAUGGACCAAAUUUCCAUUAUAAUACUUUGCAGAAAUGAUUUCUCCACAGCAGGGUUAAACUUGUCUUUUUCACACAGCCACAUUCCCAAACAAACCCCUCCAGUUUCUUAUUGGGCUUGUAUGUGAGUAAUUUUCUCCUUGGAUAAUAAGCUGCAUUGUCCUCACAAGGGUACCGUUUUUAAAUAGGAAGAGCUACUUAAAGUACACUAGCUGGGGCUCUGCUGAGGACCCUGUCGUUGGAAAACCCACCAUUGUUUUACAUUGAGAAACAGUUUGCAACAGUUCAUAUUAAAUAGGAUUUAUUCAGCACUUCUUAUUAUUGCCAUGGGUUUUCUGGGUGACAGAGAAGGAAUGAGUCUAAUCUGCUGUUUGAAACUGAAUCGGGUGCAGUAAAACCCACAGAACUAUUCAUACUGGAGCGUGAUAGAGAAGCAGCCUGCUACACGCUUAAUGUUUUCCGUUUGCUUACCUGGUAUGCAACACAGUGGUCUUCCAGGCUUGUGUUUAGAUGCCAUCUCCUUGUGCCAAAACAUAGCUUAAUACAAGCGAAAGAAAAGUGUUGAUAUCCAUGAAGCUUGCAGUUUGAGGCAUACCCCCACCCGAGGCUGAGCUUAUAUACUGUACAUGCAUGCUUCAUGGAGUCCUGUAGACUGGGGGUGACACAGAAAUCCCUAGAUCUGCAGAAUCUGAUGCAUCCCUCCCUUCUAUUGCCAGUCUAGCAGAUGAAGCGGGCUAGAUGUCUGCUGAGUGCUAGGUUGUUUUAGGACCCAAAUGAGGGUUGUGGUGCUUUGAGAACUGCUUUCACCAGAUGCAUUAUUAAUACUCUCCGUUACCCUUCUAAAGUCUAUUUCUCAAUUCAAUUUCCAUUCCGUUGCUACACCUUAUAUUUACUGAUGGCGAACGAAAGCCGAUUGUCAAUGAAGCACCACAUAGAAUACAUCAUCCUCGCCCAUUUCUCAUCUAUGUCCCAUGACCAAUUCUUCCUUUUACCAUACUGGCUAAAUUGACAGCUGCUGGUUUUAUUUUUAAGGGACUGGUGAGAGGAGUGUAAAGAAGUAUUUGAACACCAAGUUUCUCCUUUGCUACAGUACAUACAACUCCCAUUUGAAUCAAAGGUAAAUUGCGUCAUAGAGGAUAUUAUCCAGAAUAGUCCUUUGUUUUUGUUUGUUUAAACAUACCUUGUGCACAAUUACAGUCAAAUUCAAUCAACGUAAAGGGAUUUUGCAGAAAGUAUUAAAGCAGUGUUCUUUAUUGGGUUUUAUGGAUCGAUGGGUGACUUGUAGCCACUUUUGAUAAUGUAUGCACAUU
This is a messenger RNA of Polyodon spathula (Mississippi paddlefish), 4210 nucleotides long. Its product is annotated as ras-related protein Rab-40C. The record is from RefSeq and is a predicted model, not a curated record. Lineage: Eukaryota; Metazoa; Chordata; Actinopteri; Acipenseriformes; Polyodontidae. Gene Ontology annotation, cellular component: endosome; synaptic vesicle; plasma membrane. The coding region runs from base 906 to 1757 and encodes 283 amino acids. Gene Ontology annotation, molecular function: GTPase activity; GTP binding. Gene Ontology annotation, biological process: intracellular signal transduction; protein localization to plasma membrane. The transcript has 6 exons.